Messenger RNA from Callithrix jacchus (white-tufted-ear marmoset), 1453 nucleotides. RefSeq names its product apolipoprotein O like (gene APOOL). Gene Ontology annotation, biological process: cristae formation. Gene Ontology annotation, cellular component: MICOS complex. The record is from RefSeq and is a predicted model, not a curated record. Lineage: Eukaryota; Metazoa; Chordata; Mammalia; Primates; Cebidae.
AGUUGAACCGAUUUGUCCCUCUCCGCUCUCCGUCUGAAAAAACCUUGGCUGAAAGGGUCGUAGACAUGGCGGCGAUCAGGAUGAACAAACGAAGGCUCAGAAAAACUGCUUGCUCCAAAUCAUACAGCUGCUAAGUGGAAGAACUAGGUUCAAACAGAUGGGAAAACUGACAACCAUGCCUGCAGGUCUGAUUUAUGCAUCUGUAAGUGUCCAUUCAACCAAAGAAGAGGAAUCCAAAAAGCAGCUAGUGAAACCAGAGCAGCUCCCCAUAUAUACUGCACCACCGCUCCAGUCUAAAUAUGUUGAAGAGCAGCCUGGUCAUUUACAAAUGGGCUUUGCUUCCAUCCGCACUGCAACUGGUCGUUAUAUUGGCUGGUGCAAGGGUGUUUAUGUCUUUGUGAAAAAUGGGAUAACGAAUACAGUACAGUUUGGAAAAGAUGCUUAUGUCUAUCUGAAGAGUCCUCCUCAAGAUUUUCUUCCAAAAAUGGGAGUUAUUACAGUUUCAGGAUUGGUGGGCUUGGUUUCAGCGAGAAAAGGUUCUAAGUUUAAGAAAAUUACUUAUCCUCUGGGACUGGCCACUUUAGGAGCAACUGUUUGCUAUCCAGUUCAGUCAGUAAUAAUUACUAAGGUAACAGGGAAAAAGAUAUAUGCUACAAGCCAGCAAACUUUUGAAACAGUUAAAUCACUGUGGACAAAAAGCAACAAAAAAGAGUCACUUCCUCAGCCUAAGGAAAAAACUAAGCUAGGAUCCUCUGCCGAAAUAGAAGCAUUUGCAAAAACAACUCAUGUCUUGAAACACUCAGUGCCUUUGCCAGCAGAACUCAGCUCUGAAGCGAAGACCAAAUCAGUAUCCACCUCAGGUGCUACACAGUUUAUGCCUGACCCCAAGCUCAUGGAUCACGGGCAGUCCCACCCAGAAGAUAUAGAUAUGUACAGCACUAGAAGCUGAAGUAGACUGCAUAGAGAGACUACAUAGAAAACUACAAGAUGUGUGAAGUUGCAAAUAAUGAUGGAAAAAAAUCAUGUAAUGGGUAACCGAUACAUAGAGUAUUACCUAAAACAAGUUUUUCCCUUUCAUUUCCAAAUGUGCAAUUUGAUGAAUUACAUAAGUGGUUAACACACAAACUGUGAAUGCAAUGCAAACAAUAUUAAAUGAUUGAUGAGGAGACAUAGAUAUAAGGUUAUCUUGCAUUUGAUGACCUUUGAGGGCAUUUAUUAAAAAACAACAGCAACCAAUGAAGACAUGAAUUCCAGUGAGACUGAAAUCUGAAAAUAUGUCUAUGUAUGUAUAAAGACAUACAUAUUUAUAUGUAUAAACAUAUAUUUCUGCUCUAGCUUUCCUGAAUUAAUGUCAGUUAAAUUAGAAUGGUGUGUGGAAAGAUGUGUUUCCCUCUGUUUUUUUUUUCCAUUUCCUAGAGCUGGAAUAAAAUAUCCAUGUUUUAUGGGACAUGAA